AUGAACUACAAAAGAUUCAAGAAAAAGGAAACCCAGACAGAACAACCAGCAGAGGAUAAAGAGCAUCACGCAUGCCACAUCGCAGACACCUGCAAAGACAUAAUAGAACCCACCCCACCAGCAGAGAAGAUAAAAAAUGCUCUCUCCAGCGCACAGUUCCUGCACAAAAACUCUUUCUGCACAAAACCACCCAGAAAAGACUCAAUUCCCAGCAGUGCAUCUUCCACCUCCUCACAGCACAGCACCCCGUCCUCUUUGGACGAAUGCAUGCACAGUGCAGACCCGAAUCUUAAGACAGAAUUCACUUCAGAGAUAUUUAAAAGGCUGUCUUUGUCUUUUGAUUUAUAA
Messenger RNA from Nematocida ausubeli, 348 nucleotides. RefSeq lists its product as uncharacterized. The record is from RefSeq and is a predicted model, not a curated record. NCBI's taxonomy places the organism in Eukaryota, Fungi, Microsporidia. The transcript has a single exon. The coding region runs from base 1 to 348 and encodes 115 amino acids.